Molecule: messenger RNA, 819 nt
Organism: Lactuca sativa (garden lettuce)
Lineage: Eukaryota; Viridiplantae; Streptophyta; Magnoliopsida; Asterales; Asteraceae
Source: RefSeq, a predicted model, not a curated record
CUUUAUCUUUUUUCAGUAAUCAAUUAUCUAUACUUUUACUUCAUCUUUCCCCAAAUUUCAACUAUUCACGAUUACAUUUAUAUAAAAAGCCAUAAGAAAGAAAUAUGGAUUAGGAAACAUACGACUCGGUGAGAAAAUCAACAUUACUGAUUUGCUGUGAGCGAGAGGUAAAGCUGCAACGAUGAGCGGCACGACAGGACCGACGACCGUCUGUGGUUCAGGUAGAUUAAAGCAACCAACGAAACGAAUCAACAGAGGGUUAAGAGGCAAAAAGAGCGUGAGAAUGGAGACUGGAUUCGUGGGAUUAACAAUAGAAAGCUUAACAACAUACGAUGACCAACAGAUUGAAGAUCGAAAAUGGCAUACAACAAAGCCUCCAUGCUUUUCAGCUGCAUCCUCUUGCUUUUGUUGGCGCUUACUUUCUCCAUGGGAGAAAGUAAAGUCACCUUUCACACUAGGUCCACAGUGCAAGGAACAUUGGUGUGCAACGAGAUCUACGGGACACAAGUUGGGGACACAUGCUUUAGUAUAAUAGAGGCCUUCCAUCUCACGGCUUCUACCUUCAAUACCUACAAUCCUAAUUUGAACUGUCAGAAGGUCUUUGUUGGAGAAUGGUUGUGCAUUAAUGGUAUGGUAGUUUGAAGAUGGUUCUUACCAACUUUGUUGUGUUAGCUGUCUUUUUAAAAAAUAACUUGAAAUAAUGUUAUUUCAUUUAUGAUAUUCCUUGAAGGGUAUGGUGAAUUAUGAAUUCUUCUUUGGAUCUUUGUGUCUUUGACAAACAUCGUAUUCUAUAUUUGAAUUGCGUUAGAUGAGUUUAAA